This is a messenger RNA of Fonsecaea erecta, 1173 nucleotides long. RefSeq lists its product as hypothetical. NCBI's taxonomy places the organism in Eukaryota, Fungi, Ascomycota, Eurotiomycetes, Chaetothyriales, Herpotrichiellaceae. Gene Ontology annotation, molecular function: L-allo-threonine aldolase activity. The record is from RefSeq and is a predicted model, not a curated record. The transcript has a single exon. Gene Ontology annotation, biological process: L-threonine catabolic process; glycine biosynthetic process. Bases 1 to 1173 code for a protein of 390 amino acids. Gene Ontology annotation, cellular component: cytosol.
AUGGCUUCCUCGCAUACCGUUGAUGACAAGCCGGAUUCCUUCGCUGACAUCAAACAGGACUCUGCCAUCGCGGCUGCGAACAGCAAUGCAGCCUCACACAAGAAGGUCAAUGCCUGGCAACAGCCUGGGCCGGCUGCCUUUGAUUUCCGCAGCGAUGUGAUGACCACGCCCACAGCAGCUAUGCUCGAGGCCAUCGCAAACACCACGCUGCUGGACGAUGUGAUGCUCGAGGACCCCACGACCAAUGAUCUAGAGUCCUCUGUCGCCUCGCUAGCAGGCCAUGAGGCCGGACUGCUUGUGAUGUCUGGAACUAUGGGCAACCAGGUCGCUCUCCGCACCCACCUGGUCGCACCACCUCACUCCGUCCUGUGUGACAUCAGGGGACACAUCCACAAUUACGAGGCCGGCGGUGUCAGCUGCCUCUCAAGCGCCAUGCUCCUUUCUGUCAUCCCCAGCAAUGGUCAUCACUUGACCCUCGAAGACGUCCAGAAACACUGCAUCAUCUCAGACGAUGUCCACGCCUGUCCCACUCGAGUCAUCAGCUUAGAAAACACCCUCGAUGGCAUGAUCAUGCCCCUGUCCGAGAUCCGCCGAAUUGCCCAGUUUGCUCGCUCCCAUAAUAUCAGACUCCACUUGGACGGCGCGCGGAUUUGGGAAGCUGUCGCCGCCGACGCCGGCAGUCUCCCCGACUUCACACGCGAGUUCGACAGUGUGAGCAUGUGUUUCUCCAAAGGACUCGGCGCACCCAUCGGUUCCAUCAUCGUCGGCAGCAAGUCCUUCAUCGCACGCGCGCGAAGAAUUCGCAAGAUGCUUGGUGGCGGCACGCGCCAGGCGGGCGUGAUUUCGGCCGCCGCCCGCGUCGCCGUGCAGGAAAAUUUCGGGCACGGUCCCAACGGCGAGGGCGGCAAGUUGCGUGCCAGCCACGUCCGAGCGAGGAAGGUUGCAGAGAUGUGGACGGCCAAGGGUGGAAAAUUGGCCAACCCGACGGAAACCAAUAUGGUCUGGCUGGAUCUUGCAAAUGAAGGCUGUUCGGCGAAAGAAUUCGCGGAGCUGGCAAGCAAAGAGGGUCUAAAAGCCAGUGGUGGACGACUAGUUGUACAUUACCAGAUCACAGAAGAGGCAGUGGAGAGGCUGGGAAGCGUUAUGGACGCUGUCCUGCAAAGGAGAAAGUAG